ACCGAAACACACUACAAGCCCCAGUGCGCCACGUAGGCUUUGUUCGGUUAAUUCAAUGUUGUGUGUGUGAGUCUGUGCAGCGUUGUACUGUGUUAUAAAUGCAAUGGCUGGCUCCAGCGUGGACACCACAACCCUGUGCUUGUUUGAUGUCGACGGCACUCUAACCGCGGCUAGACAGAGAGUCACCACCGAGAUGGACUCGUUCCUCCAGAGGCUGAGGCAGAAGGUGAAAGUCGGGGUUGUGGGAGGAUCGGAUUUCGAGAAGAUUAAGGAGCAGCUCGGGGAGGACGUAGUGGAGAAGGUUGAUUAUGUGUUUGCUGAAAACGGCCUGGUCGCAUACAAAGCUGGCAAACUGCUGUCCGUACAGAGUAUACAAGCUCAUCUUGGGGAAGAACUCCUUCAGGACUUUAUCAACUUCUGUUUGAAUUACAUGGCAAAGAUUAAACUGCCCAAGAAAAGAGGGACUUUCAUCGAGUUCCGAAACGGAAUGCUGAACGUGUCACCGGUGGGGCGGAGCUGCAGUCAGGAAGAACGAAUGGAGUUCUUUGAGCUGGAUAAAGAGGACAGAUCAGCUUUGACGUGUUCCCGGAGGGCUGGGAUAAGAGGUACUGCCUGGGCAUCCUGGAAAAGGAUGCAUACGAGAAGAUCCACUUCUUUGGAGAUAAAACCAUGCCGGGGGGUAAUGACUAUGAGAUCUACGCGGACCCCAGGACAACAGGACACGAGGUCUCUUCUCCAGAGGACACCCAGCGCAUCUGUGAGGAGCUCUUCUUCCGGUGAAGCUGUCCCGGGGUGUCUGGUAUGGAUAGGAACCUCCAGCAGAAUGAAGGAACAGUCAAACUGUAAUUCAGGGAGUGCUUUUAAUAUUAAACUGUAAUGCAGCAUCGGAGAAACACACCUCGGAUUCAGGUGCGCUUCUGAUAAAAUCUCACUGUCUUUGUAAUGCAUCUGCCAAUCGUUUUAUGUUCAAAAAACCUGAUUAAAACAAAUGUCUUAACCCAAGAUG
This is a messenger RNA of Polyodon spathula (Mississippi paddlefish), 1006 nucleotides long. RefSeq names its product phosphomannomutase 2 (gene pmm2). The record is from RefSeq and is a predicted model, not a curated record. Gene Ontology annotation, cellular component: cytosol. NCBI's taxonomy places the organism in Eukaryota, Metazoa, Chordata, Actinopteri, Acipenseriformes, Polyodontidae. The transcript has 7 exons. Bases 104 to 877 code for a protein of 257 amino acids. Gene Ontology annotation, molecular function: phosphomannomutase activity. Gene Ontology annotation, biological process: GDP-mannose biosynthetic process; protein N-linked glycosylation; mannose metabolic process.